AAAGAAAAAAAAAAAAAUAAAAUAAAAUGUAAAAUUCGAUCAGUGAUGUAUUAUUAAAUAAGUACAUAUAAACGUUACGCGCCUUAAGUUUACGUUCAAAGAAAAAGAAAAUAGGCAAAGUCAAUUGAAAUAAAAUGAAAUGAAAUGAAUAAAUAAAUACGAACUCAACGACGGGAAAAAAAGUCCUUAUUUCGUUUAUCAAAAAGUAAUAAUAUUGUUUUGAAUCCUUUAUUCACUCGUAACUCUACUUCGUUACCUCACGUUAAACUGAUGAAAAGCGUUUAUUGUGUAUUAAAGGCGGCGGGGGGAGGGGGGAAGAAAAGAAAAGAAAAAUAAUACAUAAACGACAUCUUUCGUUCGGUAUAAUUUUUUCUUGUUUUUUUUUUUCUUUUUUUUUUCAACAAGGAAAUAAUGAUUUUUGAUUGAGAUAAAUAGAUGUGAUUGUGACUUUAUAAUAGGAGGGAGAAAAAACAGGAAGUUUGUAAAAAUAUAAAGGAGGAAAAGAAGUUUUGUAGGAGAAAAAGAAGUUUUGCAGGAGAAUAAGAAAAUUAAAAAAAAAAAAAAAAAAGAAGAAAGAACGUUUAAGAAGGUCUCGUUGGGAGACGAAACGGUCAUUGCAAAUUGAAAGAAGACAGAGUGAACAUCUCUACGCGAAAGAAAUAUACUUGUGAACGCGCGCGUGCAUAAGAGCGAGCGAGAGAGAGAAAGAGAGAGAGAGAGAGAGAGAGAGAGAGAGAGAGAGAGAGAGAGACAAAGACAAAGAUAAAGAUAAAGAUAAAGAGAAGGGGAGAGAAGGCAUAUAUUAAAUAUUUAUUAUUCGCAUGAAAAGAGAAGAGAACAACCAUUUUUACGUUUCCUAUGCUUAACUCUGUAUCGUCGUCGAAAAGAGUUUGAAUACCAAUUAUGUACAUGGACACAACUAGCACGUGACAUCCUAGACGAUAUUUAAUUUAAGUCGUAGACUUUGUUAGUCGAUUUUGAAAACUCGUUAAAAUCGCACAUAAUAUUUAAAAAAUAAAAUUCUCUAGUUCUCUUCGUAUAUUCAAAUAUCGUUUCUCAAUUACAUAUCUUCAAAACGGGUAACGUAUUUUCAAAUCGAUUGUUGGAGCGCCGGGAUAAACAUGAGGUAGAAGUAUUAGUCAGCACUACGACCCAUGGGGCUACACCAUUAGUUAUGGCCUGUAGAAAUGGGCACUACGAUGUGGCAGAAUAUCUCAUAGUAAAAUGUGGGGCAGACAUAGAACAACCCGGCUCAGUUGUUUUUGAUGGCGAAACCAUAGAAGGUGCGCCACCAUUGUGGUGUGCAGCAGCAGCCGGUCACAUCGAACUAGUGAAAUUGCUAGUACAACGAGGGGCGAACGUAAAUUCGACGACGAAAACAAAUUCGACGCCAUUAAGGGCUGCUUGUUUUGAUGGACAUUAUGAAAUUAUUAGAUUCUUGGUCAAGAACGGUGCAGACAUAGAAAUGGCGAAUCGUCAUGGGCACACGUGUUUGAUGAUAGCAUGCUACAGAGGCCAUAUCGACAUUGUUAAGUUAUUAUUAGCUUGGAACGCAGACGUCAAUAGAAAAUCAGUCAGAGGUAACACUGCGUUACACGAUUGUGCAGAAAGUGGAUCCUUAGAAAUCCUUAAAUUGCUCGUUCAACACGGUGCUCAAAUGGACGUUGAUUCUUUUGGUAUGACACCACUUCUGGCAGCAGCGGUAACAGGCAACACCGAUAUCGUGGAAUAUCUAAUUGGAAUUCCUGAAAUAAUAAAACGCGAAGAACGCAUAGACGCAUUGGAACUUUUAGGUGCAACAUAUGUCGAUAAGAGAAGGGACAUGGUCGGUGCUCUUAAUUUUUGGAAACGCGCCAUGGACGAUAGAUAUCAAAGCGACGUUGUAAUAUCAAAACCAUCGCCUCUACCCCUAAUAGCGGCCUAUGACUUUGCUCAAGAAAUAUGCGAACCAGAACAACUGGAUGAGCUAUUGGCAGACCCAGACGAAAUGCGUAUGCAGGCAUUAGUAAUUAGAGAAAGAAUUCUGGGUCCGGCACAUCCAGAUACAAGUUACUAUAUUCGCUACAGAGGAGCGGUCUAUGCCGAUGCAGGAAAAUUUGAUCGAUGCAUAGAACUAUGGAAUUAUGCGUUGGAUAUGCAACAGGGAAUGCUCGAGCCUUUAAAUCCGAUGACACAGAGUUCCUUCUUUAGUUUUGCCGAACUCUUCAGCUUCAUGAUCGGCGAGGAAGGUAGACAAACUAGUAGAGGAAGGAGAGUACCUCCUGUUGACAGACAAGAGAUACUUCGAAUUUUUUUAAAGGCUAUAGAAGAAGUUAGAUUGGGGAAGCAAUUGUUAGAUAAAAUUCCACUUAGAGAUCGCGACGUCACAUCUUUAAACAGAAUUUUAUUAAUAACCUUGCAUCUAGCUUGUUUGAUGACGCGCGAUAUGCCCACAGAAGGUACAUACGAGUAUGUGGCCAUACAUAAAGCUAUUUACGACUUGGUUCGAAUCAACGCAAAGGGCAAAGAGGAUCGUGACGCCUUACAAUUAAUACAUAGCGACGACGUAGCUUUGGUAGGAAGGUAUCCGGUCUGCAAAUUUCAUUCGCCUCACUUGACUACAGCUUUAUUGAAAGUUGGGGCUGAUGUUAACUCGAGAGAUAGGAAUGGAAACACUGCUUUACAUUGGGUGGCCAUGUCGUUACCUUGGCGACCAGACCUUGCCGUAGCGCUUCUCGAUGCAAAUGCUCAUAUCGAUACCGUUAAUAGAGAUAAGAAAACCUUUAAAAGUUUAUUACGCAACAAACAAAACUAUUACUCUAUCAGCCCGUUAAAAUACAUCACGUUGUCGUGCUUAGCGGCUAAGGUAAUUAGAAGGUGGUGUAACGACGAAAAAAUUGAUGAAGUCGUGCCCGGACACUUGCAAGAGUUUGUUAAAAUGCAUUAGCAAAAAUGAAUACGAAAGAACGAACUAUUUGUUAUUAAUGAGAUAUCGCGAAGUUUUACUCUUCGCUUUAUCAUUUUUGUCUAAUAACGUUUUGUUUUUAUCUUUCUUUCUUUCUUCCUGAUUCUUUUUUUCUUUUCUUUUCUUUUCCUUUUUCCUUUCUAUUUUGUAAUACUCUUAAUAAUCCGAAUUAAACGAACGUUGAUUAAAAGUCAGAAAGCGAAAUAGAAAUGUCUAAUGCAUGAUUGAUGAUAAAAGAUAAUGAUUGUAUUUUAACAACAACUCUCGUGAAGUAUUUUUCAAGUGGCGAAAAUUUAUGAAGCAUUGCAUGACGACAGUAAAAAAUAAAAAGCGAAAACUGUAAAAAAAAAAAAAAAAAGGAAAAAAAAAGAAAAAAAGAAAAAGAAAAAUAGAAGAAAAAAGAAACAGAAAGCACGAUAUGACCGCAGAUGUAUGCAGUCAUAUAGUCAAGUGUAUGACGUGUGCAGCGUGAUGAUAAAUACGAACUCGUGAUGUUUGUGUAGUAAUCCUGAUUUAUUUCUUUUCUUUUUCUAUUUUAUAUUAUUCUAUUCUAUUCUAUUCUAUUCUAUUCUAUUCUAUUCUAUUUUAUUCUUUUCUUUUCUAUUUUUUUUUUUUUGUAUCUAAAGAGCGUUCGUAAAUUCUUCGAAUUAAUGGCUGAAGAUCAGCGGAGAUAAUAAUUAAUAAAGAUUCGAAGAUAAUGUGUUCGAUUAAAGUAUUACGCUUGUCGACUUUAGUGUUGCCAUCCAUGAAUAUUUUUGCCAAGAAUCGAUCGUCGUGCUUCAUAAAAAUGAUACGAGCUUAAAAACAAAUUUGUAAACGUCUUUUUCCAAGUUGAAGGAUCUCUCUUUGGUAUUUAAUAUUAUUGACUAUAUUAACAGAACUAUAUUAAAUAUGGAAUAACACGAAAGUCAUUAAAUAAGAAAUAUUGUGACCAUUGAUUAAAAGAGAUAUUCGAUUUUCGCUACGUGAUAAACUUGGCAAAAGGCCUUUUCACCCUACUCCCCCCCCCUUAUACAUAAAACCCCGCGGUAAUAAAAAAAAAGAGGACGAAAAAAAAAUAUAUAAGAAAAAAAAAGCCAUAACUUUUAGGAAAACACCGCAUUGAUGAUAUAUAAAUAUUUUAGCGAUAACGUGAUAAACGUAAUAAUAUUAAAUUAAACUUGUGUACUCUUAGAAAAAAGAAAAAUGAAUUUUUACCAUCAGUAAUGUAUAAAACGAAAAAUAAAUAUAUGCAGGAUCAGAAAAUUUCUAAUAUACAUGCAUUUUUCCAUUUUGGACACAUCGGCAGGAAAUAAUAUUGAUUAAAAAGAAAAGAAAAGAAAAAGAAAAAAAAAGGAAUAGAGUCACGUCGUUGAUUACGCACAAAAAUUUUUCGAAUGAUUUGUAAAAAAAAGAAAAAAAAGGAGAUUAUUUCGCAAAGUAAUGAGACUACGUUAGAUGAUGCGUUCGUUACUCUUUUGUCGCUCUUAUUUCUUAACAACACACCCAAUAUUUAUAUUUCGAAAUGACAAAAUAUAUCUUUCAUUGAUAUCUUCGUUGGAGGAAAUGAAGGAAAAAAAAAGAAAAGAAAUAAAUAAAAAAAGGAAAAAAAAAAGGAAAAAAAAAAAAGAAAAAAAAAACGAUAUCGCGCGUAUAAUCCAAGUCCAUAAUUUACUUACACAUCGUUAUUUACAUCGAGCCUUAAGCUUUUGCGCCAUUGAUAAUACCUUUAUUUCAAAUGUGAUAAAACUUACACGAUAGAUUAAAAAAAUUAUAAACAUAUUAUACAUACAUACAUACAUACAUACAUACAUACAUAGACAAAUGCGAAGAGAUGCGAGAUAUGUUGUUUAGAAGAGGUGCUUCUUUUAAAUCGACGAACAAUAGAUGCACCUAAUGCAAUUUAAUACGUAUGCGAUCGUGAGAAAUCCACUAACAAAACAUUUACACUUAUUUAUUUGACUGGUUUUUUCUUUCUCUCUCUCUCUCUCUCUCUCUCUCUCUCUCUUUUUUUUCCACGAAUACAGUUCUUUUUAUAUACUUUUUAUGCAUUCUCCGUUUGAACGAGUUGUUUUAGUUAAUAGAGUCACAUUCUCACAUAUUUACCUUUUAUGCGGAACGUUGUCUCGAUCCCUCUGUGAAAAAAUAUAAUUCUUAAUCUUACAUAUUUAUCGAGAAGACUCGAACCGUUUUAUAAUGUAAAGACUGUGGAAAUACAGGUGUGAUAAAAAAAAGAAAAAAUAUAUAUAUAUAUUAUAUAAUCGAAAUAUUUAUAUGUUUAUUUCUCUUCAAUUCUAAAUACCUUACACAUAUACUACCUAUAUAAAAAAAAAAAUAUAUAUAUAUAUAUAUACAUACGCCCACCCGUUUUUUUUAUUUAUGCGAUAAAUUAUACCAUCGUUUACAUGAUACUUAUAUACCCUAUCUUUGUUUAAACGAUCUAACUUUAUACGAUUAGAAAAUAUAUAUUCUCUAAAAUAAUCAUUCGGGAAUUAUACCUAUACUGUGUUGUCGACAAUAUCCUAAAGUUAGAUAAAGACGAAAAUUUCUAUAAUAAAUAAUAUAAUUUUGAACGAAUUAAAAAAAAAAAAAUAUAGAUGUUGAUUACACGUUACACAAGAAGAAAAAGGAAUAAAUUUUAUACUAUCGUAUUUGUAGAAUUUUUGUAAUUUUUUCUACAAUUAUAUAUCUUUCAUAGAUUUUUUUUUUCUUUUUAUAAACCUACAUGUACGCAUGUAUAUCAAGAAUAAAUAUUUUCUGUUAUAUUUUUCCUUUAGACGAAAUCUCUCUAUAACGAACACUUGGAUUUUGAGGCGAUAAAAAAAAGAAGUUGAUUAUUUUCGAAAUAUAUGAUACGCGGCGAUAACGAAUACGAUGUAUAUUUUCGUAUGACAACGAAUAAAAUUUAUAUUUUCAUUUUUGUAGAAAUUA
Molecule: messenger RNA, 5854 nt
Organism: Vespa crabro (European hornet)
Lineage: Eukaryota; Metazoa; Arthropoda; Insecta; Hymenoptera; Vespidae
Product: protein fem-1 homolog CG6966
Exons: 8
Coding region: 1175-2926 (583 amino acids)
Biological process (GO): ubiquitin-dependent protein catabolic process
Cellular component (GO): ubiquitin ligase complex
Molecular function (GO): protein binding
Source: RefSeq, a predicted model, not a curated record